Molecule: messenger RNA, 3108 nt
Organism: Mesocestoides corti
Lineage: Eukaryota; Metazoa; Platyhelminthes; Cestoda; Cyclophyllidea; Mesocestoididae
Source: the annotation of a GenBank genome assembly
AUGCCACGUGCCACGCGUAGCGGAAACACUCCAAAGGAUAAGACGCCUGCCAGUAAAAAAUCCUCGCCAGGCACGGGAAAACCGCAAACUCGGAAGUCAACACGUUCUACGAAAGAGCCGUCCGCGUCGACACCCACCUCUCCCGAGGUGAAACCCACACGUUCCUUGCGAAAGCGCACAACGCCCCCUCAAGAAGAGACGUCUCUUGCACCCCCUGAAGCGAAAGAUGUCCCGAAGCGGCGGAGAGUUUGUGGAUCCUCGCCUUCCACGAAGAGCCAACCUACUAGUAGUACACAGACGCCCUCCCCAGCGAAAGUAGCUACAGUUCCUAGCCGAAAACGAAAGGGGGGAUCAAAAGAGUCAACAAGUGACACUUCCAAGACUCCUGCCUCCAAGCGGGCCAAAAUUACCCCUCCAGAAUCUGAACAGUCGGAGACAAAACAAAGCGGGGAGUCCAAAACCCCUUCAGAGCAGGAAAUCCCACCGGCGAGCGUCGUAGAAAGCCCCCCCUUGAAAGCGCCUUCACUGCGUCCUGAAUCGACGACUCAGAAACGCUCGUUGCCCUCCGCCGGUGUCAGCAGCAGCAGCAGCAGCGCUGCUGAGGAGGAGAAGGAACCCAUUCAUGAACCCACGAGGCGGAGUGCGAAGAGGAGUAGAGAGAUCCCUAGGAAAACUGUGCCGACUCCGGAGAAGGUGGAACACGAUCAUCAGCAGCAGCAACAGCAGGCGAAGAAAAAGAAGGAGGAGGAGGAGGGGGGAGAGGCCGAUGUUGAGCCAUUGCUAUCAGAGGAGAGUACGUCUCCGACUGAUUCGAGCCCGAGAUUUCUGGGCCCCGAGCUGAAGGAGCCAACGAAAACGGAGCUCGUAGCCAUUCAGCGGAGGCAGCUUUUACAACGAGUGGAUCACUACGACCUCUCGGAUAUCACCACCUUGUCAGCUUUGCUCUCUAAUUGGCCGGAAUCGGACUUGCGCGCAAUGCCGUCGACGAAUCCGCAGCUGCCCAUCCCUGCUUCGCAACGCAUCUGGAUUUCGGAGGACAGUUCGCGCUCGCGAAGCACCGUCAACGGCGACGGCGCCGAGGAGACGUCUGUGUUGCCGGCCAAACGAAUCGGCCAGAUUCCACACCCGCCAGCGUCUCCUCGAUCGGUCGGUGAGCACAAGGGGGUGACAGAGGCCGAUGAAGGACAACCACGGGAAUUGGACAGCUUCUGUGUGGCCUCGUUCACUCUGCCCACUGCGCAAUGUGAGUUGCGUCGUCAUCCAUCGCUCAUUCGCAUGUCGAUGAAUGGUAGAAUCUGUCGAGACUGCUGUUUUCAACUCCUCGACACGCCACGUGUUCGGAAAGACAAGCCAGCAGAGGAGCGCGCCAUGUCGGACGAAUGCGACCGCCUCAUUCGCGAGGUGACCGCCAUCAAUCCGGACGUGUUUUGCGUCAAGCAGGCCCGCGCGGACUACGCGUCGAGUCGCCUUCGACCCGACCUCCUCAGUCAAGGCUACCAAUGCUCUAGAUGCACUGAUGGCGACGGUGGUAGAAGCAGCAGCUCUGAUUCCUUCAAGUCUUUCAUCUUCUACAACCAAGAUGUCUUCACCGAGGUCUCCUUCCACCGUCUCCCUGUACAGUCAAUGGCGCGCAAGGUCCUUGAGAUCGAAAUGGAUCAUGGGAUCCCCGGCAUCCCCCCCCCACUUGAUCGGGUCCGUGUCUUCGGCCUCUUGACCGCCUCGUGGGCGAAAUUAUCGAUUUCAGGUCCUCACACCCAACCUUCAGCGUUGUCUUUGUCACUUUUACCCCUGUUGUCGCAGUUGGUGAGCCAGAGCGCCUACCCGCAGCCCUGGAGGGACUGCCUCAGUCAGUCCCUGUCGGCGUGUCCCGGUGACACCGCCGACCCUCCGGAACUCCUCGUCUCGGUUCUGCGUCACGCCGCCACGGGCUCCGUCUUGCUGAUGGGCUGCCUCACGGAUCGCGUCCACCUGAACAAUUUUCUCACCAGCACGCGUGCCCCGUCUCUCCCACUGUCGCCGAAGGUCCAGAGCAUCCCCUACGUCCUCGGUCCUGGCGGUAGUUCCACGGUGACGGUUUCAGUGGCGGGGUGUCGGUCCUCGGUCUGCGGCACGUCGUCGUCCUCUGGGUCCGAGUGGUGUCCGCCUUCCUUUGACUCGCGUCCGGACCUGGCGACGAUCAACGCGACUGGAACCCUCUGGGCACUCAUGGAGGUGUGGGAGAAGGUACAAGAAUCCGCAGUCUCGCAAAACGGUCCGCAGGCAGUCCCUGCCGAAAGACCGCUGUUGAACGGUUUCAGCGGGAACGAGCAUUCGCUACCCUCGACGACACCCUCACCGAUGCGGUGGGUGCUGUGUGCCAAUCUGGAGGCGUCGCCCACCUCCCCCGUGUACCAAAUCUUCCGCGACGGCUACCCCUCCGACGAGAGCAUAACCCGUCUGCGCGCAGUUCGCAAUGUCCACCUCAAAGACCACGACUUCCUGGACUCCUCCUCCUUAAUCGACCUUCUCUGGCAUGCCUUCCAGCACCCGUGUACAGACGUCCGCAGUUGCUACCAAUCCGUCAUGGUGAGUCUGUCUUGCACGCCCAAGUCGAGGCGUAACUUGUUCUGCAUCGGCAGUUCCUCACGUGCUUCUCUAAUCCAUCGCUUCCAGGGUAGUGAACCGCCGUUCAGUCGUUACGCACAGCACCAAUCACAGGACGCGGUGAGCAGCGGGCCACCGCAAUUGGUUCCGAGAAAAUGCAUCGACUACAUCUUCUGCUCGGGCUCGAGUCUCCACCCCAAGGAGGUGUUGGUGCCGCCCUGUCGGACGAUGAUUGUCGCGGCCUCGGCUGGCGCGUCUCACCACCACCGCCUCUCCGCAACACCAUUCCCUCUGGCUACCGAGACGGCCAUGUCGCUGGCUACCAAAAUCGAGCCCAACUGCGUACCCUCCCUAGCCCGCCCCCCCGGCCAUCUCGCCAUCGAUUGCUGGAUCCGUGGUCGCCUCGCUGCCCACCCCCUACCCAACCUCUGGACUCCGCAGUUGGCGGUACCCGUGCCACCACCACCACCACCGCAUCCAACAUCAUCAACUACACCAGCCCGAGAGCAAAGCCAUCAGGCGUGA